AUGGCGGAUGAAGAACAGGGGGUGAUUCUGCAGUACGUAUUGGGCCAAAAAAUAAGAAACUUACCUCAAAAUGUAGAGAAAAUACCGAUCUUUAUUUUAGUUCAAAAAAAUGAACUAAAGCCUUCUACGCCUGACACGCGUGCUGUGCCUGGUUCUACGUGCCAUCUUGCGAUUGGCUGCCAAAAAAUAGCCGUUUAUUAUCCAGUUGUGAGCACCAACCAAAAAAUAAGAGUGAGGUGGAAAAAAGUUAAGGAAGCUUAUGAAGCAGCGAGGAUGGAACGACCCCAUAUGAUCCCACGAAGAACCGUCAAUAUGCUUAAAUGUCGUUGGGGUAGAGUUGCUCCAGCAUGUUUGAAGUGGUUUAGAAGUUAUGACGAGGCUCUUAGGAGAAAGAAGAGUGGCACAAGAGACGAAGUUGUGCUUAAAGAAGCACAUUUAAUCCAUCAAAGAAAACACGGUAACUUUAACUUGAUUGAGCAAUGGAUAAUUUUAGGAAAGAAAAGAACAAGGACGGAAGAAGAUUCUAAAACACCAACAAGUGAACCUCAAGGAGGAUCAUCUACUCGCCCCGAGGGUGUGAAGAAAGCUAAGGCUCGCAUGACUGGGAAAAUGGUUGCAGAUCAAUCAAUUCAAGCUUUGAGUGCAUUUGGAGAGAUUCUUCGACUUAAUUCAGAAAUAAUGAAGGAGAAGACAGAACUUCAAAAACAAAAAGAAGCCCGAAAACAAAAACAAAUUCAAAUGGAAGAAUAUCAAAUGAAUUGGAAUAUCGAUCAAACAUUAAGCAAAAAGGAAACUCUUCAGCCACGGGAAGCUGAUAUGAUGGUUCAACUUGGACAAUACUUUUAG
Messenger RNA from Amaranthus tricolor (Joseph's coat), 846 nucleotides. RefSeq lists its product as uncharacterized. Bases 1 to 846 code for a protein of 281 amino acids. NCBI's taxonomy places the organism in Eukaryota, Viridiplantae, Streptophyta, Magnoliopsida, Caryophyllales, Amaranthaceae. The record is from RefSeq and is a predicted model, not a curated record. The transcript is spliced from 4 exons.